Messenger RNA from Leguminivora glycinivorella, 4065 nucleotides. RefSeq lists its product as uncharacterized. Lineage: Eukaryota; Metazoa; Arthropoda; Insecta; Lepidoptera; Tortricidae. Gene Ontology annotation, molecular function: nucleic acid binding. The transcript is spliced from 3 exons. The record is from RefSeq and is a predicted model, not a curated record. The coding region runs from base 232 to 4065 and encodes 1277 amino acids.
CUGUUUAUUUAUAUUUUCGUUCUCGUUUUUCGAUAAAUCAACAGUGAUUAUUACGUGAAAAAUGUCGGACAUUGAUGUGAGCAAUAGAGACGUUGACAUGGAUAGGGUUGAACGCAAUUACGCGGUUAUGCGGUGAAGACCAAGUCUUCAACUGAAUUAGAAAAAGUUCAUCGUGUUUUUAGAGAAACAUUACAAGUGUUAGAAAGAUUCGACUUACCCGAUAAAAACUUUAUGUUAUUUCAUCUGUUGUGGGGAAAAUUGGACAAGGCGACUCGGGAGGCCUUCCUCCUCGAGUUCAAUUCCAAUGAAAUUCCAAAGUUUGAAUUGCUACAAGAGUUUGUUGAAAAACAAGUCCGCGCUCUGGAAGUAACGGAGGUUAAGCCCGUAACAAGUGCCAUUAAAGGUAAAGGCAAGGUAACACUAGUUGCCACACAACAAAAUAUAUGUGUUUUCUGUACUGAACUGCAUAACUUAGAAAAUUGUAAAAAAUUUAAAGUUUUAGACACUUCGGAGCGGUUCAAGGUGGUGAAAAACAAGGGCUUGUGUGUUUGUUGUUUCUCCAAAACUCAUAAAGUUAAACAAUGUCGAUCGGAUUGUCGGUGCAGUAUAUGCGGUUGUUCCCACAACACUUUAUUACACUUUGGAAAAAGGGAACCGGCUUCGCCAGAGGCUGAACCAGCACCUCAGCCAACGGUGAGCGGUUUAAAUAGCAAAGUGACUUUGACGUCGGUCCAAAGUAAUGGAUUAGUUUUAUUUGCUACUGCUCGGGUAGCUGUUCGGGAUAGUUCAGGUAAUUAUCAAAUAGCUCGUGCUCUUUUGGACGGUGCUAGUGGUGUCAAUUUUAUUUCCCAUGACUGUGCUCGAAGAUUAGGUUUACAGGUAGAUGAUACUAGCGAGCCAAUUACUGGAAUUGGACUAUCUGAAGUUGCACCUAAGGGUAUGUUAUCAUGCUCUGUUAAACCUAUUGGAUCAGAAAUGGUUAAUUUUGACUUCCAAGCGUCAGUGCUUCCAGUUAUCUGUCCGGAGCAACCAUACUAUAGAGUCAAUACAUCGGAAUGGCAUCACAUUCAAGGUCUACCUCUCGCUGACCCUGACUUUGCGAAGCCGGGCCCAAUAGAUUUACUCUUAAAUGCAGAGAUCUUUGCAUCUUCCAUUUUAAGUGGUAAAAAGGAGGGCCGGAAGGGGCAGUCAAAGGCUUUGGAGACUGUUUUCGGAUGGGUUCUGAUGGGUGACUGUUAUGCCUCUCGUACACAAUCUUUCACUAAUUGUCGGAAAGAUUGUUUUUUCGUGUCGAAUGCUUCACAAUCAAACUUGUCGCUGUCGUUGGAUGAUUCUCUUAAAAGGUUCUGGGAACUAGAAAAUAUUUGUGGUCCGAGUAAACCUAUCUUGUCGAAAGAGGAUCAACUAUGUGAAGAUAACUUCCGUGCAAAUUAUUGUCGCACGAGUGAAGGCCGGUUCGAGGUACCUCUACCUUUCGUCGAUCCUUCGAACAAGCCUACCUUUUCGCACACUCGUGAAAUUGCAAUGCGGAGAUUUUUUUCGUUGGAACGCAAGCUUACAAAGCAUGCGGAUUUUCGUAAAGCUUAUGCCUCCUUUAUGGAAGAGUAUGAGGUCAGUGGUCAUAUGGAGCAGGUUGCGCCGCCUGUCUCUAGUGUCGGGAAUUUUAAUUACAUCCCACAUCAUGGUAUUUUGCGCCCCGAAUCUGUCAGUACACCUCUGAGAGCCGUUUUUGACGCAAGUUGUCGUGACAGCAAUGGGAUUUCGCUUAAUGAUACACUACUAGCUGGACCUAAGUUACAAACUAAUAUUUUUGAUGUCCUUACUAGGUUUCGAUGGCAUAAAAUAGUCUUUACGGGUGACAUAAAGGCCAUGUAUCGUCAAAUCCUCGUGCCAAACGAGGACGCUGAGUAUCAGCGGAUAUUGUGGCGACCUUCGACUGACGGCCCAGUUAAAGACUAUCGUUUGCGGACGGUAACUUAUGGUGUGAAAUCGGCUCCGUAUCAAGCUUUGCGCACAAUAGCACAGAUAGCGGAGGAGACUGCUGACUCCUAUCCUGAAGGGUCACAAGUGCUUGGGAGAGACAUUUAUGUUGAUGAUGUCGUGACAGGCGCUGACUCUAUUGAGCAAGCUUUAAAAAUUAGAUCAGAUUUAUCUGAAAUUUUGUCGUCGGGUGGGUUCCAUUUGAGAAAAUGGACCUCCAACCAUAAAGGUUUUAUCGUUGACCUUCCAUCUUCUGAGUUGUAUUCGAGUGAUUUUAAACAUUUUGAUGAACUUUCGGAUUUGUCCCUUAAAAUAUUGGGAUUGUUAUGGCGUCCACAAACAGAUUCGUUCCAAUUUGAGGUUGCAACACCACGUGAUCAGAAAUGUACUAAACGUACUAUUUUAUCGAAUAUAGCGCGCAUAUAUGACCCGCUAGGAUUCUUAUGUCCUGUCACGUUUCACGCUAAAUAUUUAAUGCAGGUCUUGUGGUCAUCUGGGGUGCAAUGGGACGAUGAUGUUCCAGAAGCAAUCACAUCAGAAUGGAUGAAAUUUACCGAUCAACUUCCGUCGUUGAAAUCUGUCGUUAUUCCCCGUCGCAUCAUCCAUUCGUUUGUUUCAUUACAAUUGCAUGGAUUUUGUGAUGCGUCGGAGCGUGGUUACGCUGCUGUCGUCUUCUGUCGUGUCGAUGACACACAAGGCUCUACUUUUGUAGAGCUUUGCUGUGCCAAAAGUAAGGUUGCGCCUCUGCGUAAAUUAUCAAUUCCUCGAUUGGAACUGCAGGCUGCCGUGUUGUUGGCAGACCUGAUGCAGUCAACACAAGAGGCAUUAAAACCUCUCUAUGUUGUUCAGGAAAUAUUUGCAUGGUCAGACUCGACCGUAACGUUAGCUUGGAUCAAGUCGUGCCCUUCACGCUGGAAAACAUUUGUUGCAAAUCGUGUGAGCCAUAUCCAGGAUCUUGUUGCUCCUGAUCGCUGGCGUCACGUCAGUACACACCACAAUCCUGCUGAUGCAGGAUCCAGGGGGUUACUGCCUGAAGAUUUGGUAGAGUGUGAUAUUUGGUGGAAGGGUCCGUCGUGGUUGGUAAAGGAAGAGAAGGAUUGGCCUUGCUCACCUUUGCACGAUCCAAGCAAUGACUGUAUUGUAGAGGAACAACGUAUUUGUAGCUUACUCGUGACGGCCGAUCCUAACUUAAUUGAUGAAGUCCUUAGCAGGUUCUCCUCGCUUUUCACAUUAAAGCGUGUGUUAGCCUACUGUUUCCGUUUUUUACGGUCAGCUAAGGAUGGAAAAGUUGUCGGAUCUCUACAGUCAGCUGAAACCACUGCAGCUCUCAUGUUUUUAGUAAAACAUGUGCAGCUCACUUCUUUCAGUGUAGAGAUCAAUCAAUUAAGGGAGGAUCGUUUGAACGCAUUGCCAAAGGGUUUGCGCAAGCUUUCAUUAUUCAUUGACAGUCAGGGUAUUGUCAGGGUGGGCGGUCGCUUGGCAAAUUCUCCUAUUAAAUUUUCUGUCAAACAUCCCAUUUUAUUGCCUCGCUCCCACCGACUCACUCUUUUAAUAAUUGACGAAUAUCAUAAAAGAUUUUUACAUCCAGGUGCCCAAACUUUACAAAAUUUACUUGCGCAAACGUUUUGGAUUUUGUCGCCAAAACGAGCAAUUCAGGCAGUGAUUGGAGGCUGCGUGAAAUGCUUUCGUGCCAAUCCCUCUGCGGCAUCUCCGCCGCUUAUGGGAAAUUUGCCUACCUUUCGCGUCUCGCAAAUUAAACCUUUUUCGAGUGUCGCCAUUGAUUAUGGAGGACCAUUUGAUAUCGCUUUCGGUCGUGGCCGUGGUGCGAAAACGUACAAAGGUUACAUCUGUGUUUUUGUAUGUACUAGUACCAAAGCCAUUCACAUAGAGCUUGCUUCAGAGUUGUCGACAGAAGCUUUCCUCUGUGUUCUUAAACGGUUUGUCGCUCGUCGUGGUCGAUGCAAUAACAUUGUCUCUGACCAGGGUAGGAAUUUUGUGGGCGCUAGUAACUAUCUUGGUUCACUCAUGAAAGGUGCUGCUGAUGCCCAAGAAAUUAAAUUCUCGUUUAACCCUCCGGAAAGGUAA